Camelina sativa (false flax) is the source of this 956-nucleotide messenger RNA. RefSeq lists its product as uncharacterized. The record is from RefSeq and is a predicted model, not a curated record. NCBI's taxonomy places the organism in Eukaryota, Viridiplantae, Streptophyta, Magnoliopsida, Brassicales, Brassicaceae.
AUGGACCUCAGGAUCAAAGCUAUGGGGUCCCUCCUCCACCGAGCUGUAAGCUCGGCACCUGAGAUCGACAGAAUGUUCGAGGCCACGCAGCGAUCUCCAUUCACCCAGCGCAUCUUGAGAACAUAUGUUCCGAACGUAAAGAUAAGGGUUCCGACUUACGAUGGAACGAAGGAUCCAAUGCAGCACUUGACCUCGUUCAUGGCUACUAUCGCAAAAGCUAGGUUUACCGAGGAGCAGAAGGACGCUGGCCAGUGCCAACUGUUCGUCGACAGUUUGGUCGAGAACGCUCUAAUAUGGUUCUCCCAUAUCCCUCCGGGCACUAUCGACUGUUUCGAACAACUAUCGACAGCCUUCCUGCGAAAUUAUCGGGUGUUCAUAGAACGCAACGCUUCCAGCGCCGAACUAAGGGAAGUAGUCCAAGAGCCCGACGAACCCCUGCGAAAGUACCUCAAGGAAAAAUACGCCACCAUAACGGUCUCUGAGGACGUCGCAAUCGCUGCUUUCAAGAAGGGACUCAUCCCCGGAUCCCGACUGCACGUAGAUCUCAAUAUCAGGGAAGCCACUGACCUGGACGAAGCCCUUCACCGAGGAUCUCGCUUCGCUUAUGUGGAGGAAGACGAGGAGAAGCGAGCUAACAAGCUCCCUCCUCCUCGCCCGGCCGUGGCCAAAGAAAAAAAUCGGGACACCUAUCAGGAACCUCGGAAGCAUCACGACCAGAGGGACCCCAAGCGCGGAGUAGUCAACGUGAUAUCCGAGGACGAAGGACAGAACACCACUUCUCCCGAUGCACAAGAGGAGCUGUACUGUGAUUUUCAUAUGUUCGGCGGCCAUUCAACAGCCGAGUGUAAGCACCUGUCCAAUUAUUUAUAUGAGAAGUACCUGUCCGGUGAAAUCAAAGCUGUCUAUCAACCAAAAGCUUUUCGCGGCGGCCACGGUGGUAGAGGUCGAGGAGGAAG